This is a messenger RNA of Myotis brandtii (Brandt's bat), 4422 nucleotides long. RefSeq names its product vacuolar protein sorting 53 homolog (S. cerevisiae) (gene VPS53). Gene Ontology annotation, biological process: retrograde transport, endosome to Golgi. The transcript has 23 exons. Gene Ontology annotation, cellular component: GARP complex. Bases 424 to 2922 code for a protein of 832 amino acids. NCBI's taxonomy places the organism in Eukaryota, Metazoa, Chordata, Mammalia, Chiroptera, Vespertilionidae. The record is from RefSeq and is a predicted model, not a curated record.
AUUGACCAAGGGGGGGCCCUGGGAGCUUAAGGACCCCAGGCUUCGGGGCCCGAGGGAGUUGCUGUCGGUCGGUCGGUCGGUCGGUCGCCACGGUGCGAGGGCAUAUCCUCACCGGGGGGUCCUGCAGUGUCCGCGCCUUUCGGCGAGGGGACGAGGGCCCCCUCCUCGUCGGGUCAGGGCUGUCCAGGAAGAAUCCGGGACGUGCCCGGCUCGCCUUCUCCGGGCACCCGGAGGUCAAUCCUCCGCUAUCCCAGAAUGCCUCGCGUCCCGGAAGUGCCGCCUUCCCGGAAGUUCCCGGCUAGCUGGCCGAGCCGGAGCUCGCUGCAGCGCUGCCCGCUGCGGGGUACGGUUCUGCGGUUUGCGUGACCGCAGGAGGCCCGACCCGGGGUCCGCGUGUGCGUCCGGAGGGAGCUGGGCGGCGGGAUGAUGGAGGAGGAGGACCUGGAGUUCGUGGAGGAGCUGGAAGCGGUGCUGCAGCUCACGCCCGACGUGCAGCUCGCCAUCGAGCAGGUAUUUCCAAGCCAGGAUCCUCUAGAUCGAGCAGAUUUCAAUGCUGUGGAGUAUAUCAAUACCCUGUUCCCCACGGAGCAAUCUCUGGCAAACAUAGACGAAGUUGUGAACAAGAUUAGACUGAAAAUAAGGAGACUGGAUGACAAUAUUCGAACUGUUGUAAGAGGUCAAACAAAUGUGGGACAAGAUGGCAGGCAAGCACUUGAAGAGGCCCAGAAAGCGAUUCAGCAACUCUUCGGCAAAAUCAAAGAUAUUAAAGACAAAGCAGAAAAAUCAGAGCAAAUGGUUAAAGAAAUCACCCGUGAUAUUAAGCAGUUAGAUCAUGCCAAACGCCACCUGACCACCUCAAUCACAACGCUGAACCACCUGCACAUGUUGGCAGGUGGCGUCGAUUCCCUCGAAGCCAUGACCAGGCGGAGGCAGUAUGGAGAAGUUGCUAAUCUUCUUCAGGGUGUGAUGAACGUUCUGGAGCACUUCCACAAGUACAUGGGAAUUCCACAGAUCCGGCAGCUUUCCGAAAGAGUGAAGGCUGCCCAGACUGAGUUAGGACAGCAAAUCCUGGCUGAUUUUGAAGAAGCAUUUCCUUCCCAGGGUACCAAGAGGCCAGGAGGACCCAGCAAUGUCCUACGAGAUGCGUGUCUGAUUGCUAAUAUUUUGGACCCCCGAAUCAAACAGGAAAUCAUUAAAAAGUUUAUUAAACAGCAUCUGUCAGAGUAUCUAGUCCUUUUUCAAGAAAACCAAGAUGUUGCCUGGCUGGACAAAAUUGACAGACGCUAUGCCUGGAUAAAACGCCAGCUUGUGGACUAUGAGGAGAAAUUCGGCCGAAUGUUUCCACGUGAGUGGUACAUGACCGAGAGGAUUGCAGUAGAAUUUUGCCACGUCACAAGGACAGAACUUGCCAAGAUUAUGCGGACCAGAGCUAAGGAAAUUGAAGUGAAAUUGCUUCUUUUUGCUAUUCAGAGAACAACUAACUUUGAGGGAUUUCUUGCAAAACGCUUCUCUGGCUGCACUCUGACAGAUGGUGCCCUGAAAAAACUCGAGUCUCCACCCCCAUCUACCAAUCCCUUCCUGGAAGAUGAGUCAACACCAGAGAUGGAGGAACUGGCAAUGGAGAAAGGAGAUUUAGAUCAACCAAAGAAGCCUAAAGCCCCAGACAAUCCAUUUCAUGGCAUUGUUUCCAAGUGUUUUGAGCCUCAUCUCUACGUGUAUAUUGAGUCCCAGGACAAAAACCUCGGGGAGCUGAUAGAUCGGUUUGUGGCGGAUUUCAAAGCCCAGGGGCCACCUAAGCCCAACACUGAUGAAGUGGGUGCCGUGCUCCCCAGCUGUGCUGACCUCUUUGUGUACUACAAGAAGUGCAUGGUGCAGUGCUCUCAGCUCAGCACCGGGGAGCCAAUGAUCGCUCUGAGCACCAUUUUCCAGAAGUACCUCCGAGAAUAUGCCUGGAAAAUCCUCUCUGGCAACCUGCCCAAAACCACAAGCAGCAGUGGAGGGCUGACCAUCAGCAGCCUCCUCAAGGAAAAGGAGGGCUCCGAAGCAGCCAAGUUCACCCUGGAGGAGCUCUGCCUCAUCUGCAGCAUCCUGAGCACAGCAGAGUACUGUCUGGCCACUACCCAGCAGCUGGAAGAAAAACUCAAAGAAAAAGUUGAUGUAAGUCUGACUGAACGAAUCAAUCUGACUGGAGAAAUGGACACAUUCAGCACUGUCAUCUCGAACAGCAUCCAGUUGUUGGUUCAGGACCUGGAUGCUGCCUGUGACCCGGCCCUGACUGCCAUGAGCAAGAUGCAGUGGCAGAACGUAGAGCACGUUGGUGACCAGAGCCCCUAUGUCACCUCUGUCAUUCUUCACAUUAAGCAGAACGUGCCCAUCAUCCGUGACAACCUGGCUUCAACACGGAAAUACUUCACUCAGUUCUGCAUUAAAUUUGCAAACUCCUUCAUUCCCAAGUUCAUCACCCACCUCUUCAAGUGCAAGCCAAUUAGCAUGGUGGGAGCAGAACAGCUGCUGCUGGACACCCAUUCCCUGAAGAUGGUCCUGCUCGAUCUGCCUUCCAUUGGCUCCCAGGUGGUGAGGAAAGCACCUGCCAGUUACACUAAGAUUGUUGUGAAAGGCAUGACCCGGGCGGAGAUGAUCCUCAAGGUAGUGAUGGCCCCUCAUGAGCCCUCGGUGGUGUUUGUUGACAACUACAUCAAACUCCUUACAGACUGCAACACAGAAACCUUCCAGAAGAUACUGGACAUGAAGGGGCUGAAGAGGAGCGAACAGAGCAGCAUGCUGGAACUCUUCCGCCAGAGGCUCCCCACCCCGCCCGCAGGGCCCGAAGCCUCCAGCUCACUGUCCCUGCUGGCUCCCACACCAGAACAGGAGUCUUCUCGCAUCCGCAAACUGGAGAAACUAAUUAAAAAGAGACUGUAGGGGCGCCGGCCAGUGACCCUCAGCGCCCGGCUCCUGGAAGCCUCACCCUCCUGUGCUCAGCCUGACUCUCAGAUGUCCAUCUUGAAACUUCCCAGGACAUUUGGGUUGCUAGUGUGUGUCUCCUAAGCCCUGUCUUACUUCCUGUCCUAAUCGGAAAAGCCCCAUCAGGGCCCGGUUAGCAGAAGGCAGUCUCAGUGGCUCUGGAUCCUGCAGCAGAGGCAGGCUGGGUGAGCGGCCCUGCCCUUCACUGUUGUUUCUGGGCUGUUCUCACUGGUCCGUUGUCACGGACUCCGUAGCCUCCCUCCCUCUGCGGCCUCACCCUCUGGCAAGGGGCCCUCUUCCUCACGUGCACCCAUCCAGGCAGCUUCGGUGACCAAGCCUGGGUCUCCGCCUUCCUCCGUCGGCUGCUGUCUGAGGGGCGCUCUGGGGCCCGAGUUCAUGAAGUGGCAGGUGCAGGGGUAGGAAACCAGCCUUUCUUUAUGAAGGAAAUGGAAGCAGGACCGUUCUUUCGUGUGAAUCCCAGUUUGGGUACAUACUUUGCUUCUGGUACUUUUCGACUUGGCCAGGUUCUCCCUGUAUUCUCAUUUCUCACUCAUCUCCAAUUCGCUCUCUCUGUGCAUCCGAGAAGAUCCCCCGUGUCUCUCACCCAGGACGGCACGUGUCGGCCCCCUGUGCCCUGGGCUCCUGGCCCGGCUGCGGGGCAGACCCAUGUCUGACUGGGAGAGAGUUCCAGGCUGGGCGCACUCACUGCUUGACAGAAGGUUAUUUCCUCCGUUUCUUUAUUCCCACUCUACGCCUGACUUCGAGGGGAGGGGUGGCCUUUUUCCUAGAAAAAUGUCCUAGGCUUUCUCCUUAGAUGAAGCUCUGGGGCAGCCCAGGCGGCCUCUAAUUCCUUUCCUGCCCCUCCAUGUGCAAACCCAAAGUACGUUGCAGGAUCGCCUGAAAACAGCAGAGGCGAUGCGCGGGGCCAGAGUGAUGUGUUACUUUAUGACCAACGGAAAGAACCCAGGUCCUGAGGAGCGGGCACUGACCUUAACCCCCACCUCAGAACCUGGCAGGGCCCAGGCGCACCCUGACCCGGCCCUACCGUCCUGCCCUCCACGGGCGCCGGGCCAGCGCAGCUUGCAGGAGAGAAUCGCCCCACAGGACUGUUUCAGUCCGCCCGUCACCCGCGUCAAGAGGGCGGGUAACGGAGUUGCCCAGGUUCACCUGGUUCCUCCCGUCGGCUGUGACCAUGGCCUCAGAGACCCGUCAGUCUCAGCGUUUGUUCAGGAAUUCUGAACGAGGUGUUGGCAGGGGGCGGGGGCGAGAGCGAAGGAGGGCGGUGGAGCUUCUUACAGAGGAUGCCCCAUCAGGCCCAGGAUAAAACUGGGGCAGCAAAUAGCACUCAGGAGAGAGGACGUUUCCUAAAAAUUCAUGAAACUGCCUGGCUGGCUUGGCUCAGUGGUUGAACUUCGACCUAUGAACCAGGAGCUCACGGUUCGAUUCCCGGUCAGGGCA